Auanema sp. JU1783 is the source of this 963-nucleotide messenger RNA. Lineage: Eukaryota; Metazoa; Nematoda; Chromadorea; Rhabditida; Rhabditidae. The record is from the annotation of a GenBank genome assembly.
AUGGCUGUAGAUGAUAUGCAAUUAGCCGGGAUGAAUCAGAUGACUGGCAAUCCUCUUGGCCCUCAACGAAUGAGUUUUGCUAUUCAUGAAAUACUGGGCUUACAAGGAAAUCCAUAUCUUGGACAUGGAUAUUGUCCUCAGGGCUUUUUCCCUCAGCAGGGAUUCUCUAUGGACAUCGGUGCUUGUGUACCGUUUGAUCGCUCCAUAUGCAGCGCAUCAUCAGACACAGCUGGAAUAUCAGCUCAAAGUAGCCAGAACUUUGAAAAUAUAUCUGAAUCACCGAGUUCAGGUUCAAAUGGCUCUGUGGGCUAUAGUUUAAACCAAAAUCAUUCGGCGAGUCCAUUGGAUGAUACAGCUCAACCAGCUACCUCCGGAGGGAAGAAUAAAAGAAAAAAACGACGACAUAGAACAAUUUUUACGCAAUACCAAAUAGAUGAGCUCGAGAAGGCAUUUCAAGAAGCUCAUUAUCCUGAUGUUUAUGCCAGAGAAAUGUUGGCCAACAAGACGGAAUUACAAGAAGAUCGAAUUCAGGUUUGGUUUCAAAACAGAAGAGCGAAAUGGAGGAAGACUGAGAAAACGUGGGGCAAGAGUACCAUUAUGGCAGAAUAUGGUCUCUACGGUGCUAUGGUUCGUCAUUCUCUUCCUCUCCCUGAUACAAUCACGAAAUCCGCCGAAUCCACAGAUCCUCAACAGAGUGCAGCACCAUGGCUGUUGGGAAUGCACAAAAAAAGCUUGGAAGCAGCAGCCCACAUGGAUCAAGUAGAUAAGGCAUGUGCUGGCAGUGAUGAGGACUCAGAUGAUGAGACACACAUGAAGAGUUAUAUUCAAAAACAGAUUGCUAACCAAGUGCACAUCGAAGCCGAUGUCUGUAGACAAUUAGGUCGUAAUUCACAAAUUACAAACGGUCAGGCUCAACCACAUCAGCAAUUUUGUCUGCCAAGUAAUCCAAAACAUUACCAAUGA